This is a messenger RNA of Nerophis lumbriciformis (worm pipefish), 4094 nucleotides long. Its product is annotated as TANK-binding kinase 1-binding protein 1-like. Gene Ontology annotation, cellular component: cytoplasm. NCBI's taxonomy places the organism in Eukaryota, Metazoa, Chordata, Actinopteri, Syngnathiformes, Syngnathidae. The record is from RefSeq and is a predicted model, not a curated record.
UUUUGGUUGCGCUGCUUUCGGACUCUGCUGAAGGAAGGAAUCAAGGAAGGAAGGAAGGAAGGAAGGAUCAUUUGUCCACGGACGUGCACGCUUCUUGCACCCGGCCAUGGCGCCCACGGCUCGGUUCGCGGGAGAGCGUUGAGGCCGAGCGCCAUGCAGUCUCUCUUCGGUGGCGAGCUGGGGCUGCUGGGAGGGGCCGGCGACGGCGGGGGCCUGAAGGAGGACGGCGUGGCGUGGCGCUCGCCGCCCCUGCCCGCCGACGACGUCUACUCGGCCUCCCACUUUGCCCUGAUCGCCGCCUACCAGGACAUCAAGACCCGGCUGGGCGGCCUGGAGCGCGAGAACAGCAGCAUCAAGCGGAAGCUGAAAAUCUACGAGAUCAAGUUCCCGAUGAUCAGCGAGUUCGGCGAGGACAGCAACUCCUACUGUUCCUUCGAGAGCAAGGAGACGGCGCUGCUGCACUCGGAGAACGACAGCCUGCAGCAGAGAAUCAACAUGCUGACACACGAGCUGCAGAAGAGGAAGGAGCGAGAGGAGCAACUGGAAGAUGUCAUCCAGGCCUAUGAGAAGAUCCACAUGGAGAAAGGAAACCUCCAGAGGGACCUGGACAAGAUGUCGGGCCUGGUGGAGAAGCACGUGGAGCGCAUCCUUGGCUUGGAGUCUGCACUCAGGCAGCGAGACAAUUCUCUACACAAACUCAACAUGCACCUGCACAGCAAAGACAUGCAGUACUUGCAGCUGCACGCUGGUGCUGAUGCACACAUGCUGGACUGUCCCGCCAUGACGCUGCAGAGCUCGCGCAGCCUGGACACGCUGUCCGACCUGAAGGUGCAGCGGCUGGAGGCGGAGCUAGAGGGGGCCCGCCAUGAGGCCCAGGGGGCGUGCCAGCGGGAGGAGGAGCUCAAGGCGCAGUGCGAGCGCCUGAAGGAGGAGCUGAGGCAGCUGCAGGGCGGCCAGCGAGACAGGGAGAUGUCGUCCCCGUGCAAGCAGUGCGACGUGGAGUGGAUCAAGAAGGUGGGAGACGAGCAGGUGAACUUGGCGCUGGCCUACACGGAGCUGACGGAGGAGUUGGGUCGCCUUCGAGCGCUGAGCUCCAAGCAGACUGAGAUCCUGAGGAAGGCGUCCCAGGACUCUGCUGGUCCGGUCCAGCUGCACUCUCCCAUCCAUCACCAGCGCCACUCGCCAGGAUCUCAGCGCCACUCGCCCAUCUCGCAGCGCCACUCUCCGGCUCCGCCCCCUCCUCACCACUCGCCCAUCCAGCAGCGGCGCUCCCCGGUGUUGCAGCGUCUGUCCCCCGACACGCACCGGCGCUCCCCCCUGCUGGACAUGGGCGACGGGCCGGCCUCGUACUCCUGCCGCCCGCCCAGUCAGCACCUGCGGGCCAGCUUCCAGGGCCGCCGCAGCUACUCGGAGGUGACCGACCCUUCGGCGUAUCACUGCCCGCCGCGCUUCUCCCUGGACCCGGUGUCCACCCUCCCCAAGCCCCGCCCUUUUGUGGAGGGCUACUCCAAACAGACGCAGCAGCACUCGUCUCAUCAGCACAGGGGGGCGUCGUCACCUCACCAAGACUCCCGAGAGACGCCCUUUCCUCUCUCCGAGGUGGCCCACCUGCGCUUCGAGCCGCCCCCGUGCUCCGCCCCGGCCCCGCAGCCGCUGCAGUCCUCCGAAGACGAGGAGGAGUGGACCUGUCCGCAUCCCAUCAGCCCGCCCAGGACGCUGGGGGUGCUCUCCGCUGCCGUGCCCGGCGGCGCCAUGAGGGGUCCGGCGUCCUGCUCGGCCUUCCCCGCGUCCGCCCAGUGCCCCAACGCCAUGGGCUGCCGCCCCCAGCCCGGCUACAUAUCUGCCGAGCACGCUCAGUCGUGGCCGUCCAUCAACCUCUGGAUGGAGACGGAGGAGAGCGACGUGCGCAGCUGCCCCCUGUGCCAGCUGAUGUUCCCGGUCGGUUACCCCGACGACGCCCUCAUCAAGCACAUUGACUCCCACCUGGAGAACAGCAAGAUCUGAUCGCCGCGGCAACCGGGCUUGGGACCAGAGGUUUGAACAACGGGGGAAUCGAUCGGCGACGUGCGCGAGAUGACCGCUUUGUAAAGUACCGCUGCACGGGUCCAUCUUGGCGUCGUGAGUCUCGUCAACGUGCUUUUUGUUUGCUUAUUCCUUCCUUUCGCUUCCGUUCUCGUAUUUGACGCUCGCGGCUCUGCAUGUCGCUGUGGGCCCCGGGCCGGGCGCCGUCACGCUUCCAGCCUGAAAGACUCCUCCGCCCCCGGGAACCGGAACCGGAGCCCCGAACGGAGACGGCGGGACAUGAAGCGUGCGUUUCCACGGCAACUCGAGCAUGCAACGUUUAGCGGGGACAUUGCCACCUUUAUGCUUGCUCUUCUAACGUAGCUUAGCAAUUUACGCUGGCUCACACCUGACACUAUUUAUCAGUUCUUCUAGCCAAACGAGGACAUUUUUGUCACACCCUGUACAUAAACACACGCCGGGAGUCUUCCUCAAGCAAGUAGGCCACAUGGACAAAAGUAUCGGGACAUCACGUCUAAUCAAUCAAUGACAAGUUAACUGUCUCUCGACCAAUUUUAGGUCCACACUAGAGAUGUCCGAUAAUAUCGGACUGCCGAUAUUAUCGGCCGAUAAAUGCUUUGAAAUGUAAUAUCGGAAAUUAUCGGUAUUGGUUUCAAAAAGUAAAAUGUAUGACUUUUUAAAACGCCGCUGUACGGAGUGGUACACGGACGUAGGGAGAAGUACAGAGCGCCAAUAAACCUUAAAGGCACUGACUUUGCGUGUCGGCCCAGUCACAUAAUAUCUACGGCUUUUCACACACACAAGUGAAUGCCAAGUCAACAGCCAUACAGGUCACACUGAGGGUGGCCGUAUAAACAACUUUAACACUGUUACAAAUAUGCGCCACACUGUUGAACCCACACCAAACAAGAAUGACAAACAAAUUUCGGGAGAACAUCCGCACCGUAACACAACACAAACUCAACAGAACAAAUACCGAGAACCCCUUGCAGCACUAACUCUUCCGGGACGCUACAAUAUGCACCCCCCCCCGCUACGCCCUACCCUAACUCCGCCCCACCCACCUCAAACUCCUCAUGCUCUCUCAGGGAGAACAUGUCCCAAAUUCCAAGCUGCUGUUUUGAGGCGUGUUAAAAAAAAAUAAUGCACUUUGUGACUUCAAUAAUAAAUAUGGCAGUGCCAUGUUGGCAUUUUUUUUUCCCAUAACUUGAGUUGAUUUAUUUUGGAAAACCUUGUUACAUUGUUUAAUGCAUCCAGCGGGGGCAUCACAACAAAAUUAGGCAUAAUAAUGUGUUAAUUCCACGACUGUAUACAUCGGUAUCGGUUGAUAUCGGAAUCGGUAAUUAAGAGUUGGACAAUAUCGGAAUAUCGGCAAAAAAAGCCAUUAUCGGACAUCACUAGUUAAGACCCUCUAAAACACGGGUGCCCAAACUUUUUCCACUGAGGGCCACAGACUGACGGAUUAAAGGACGCAGGGGCCACACCUACUCUGCGGCCUGGUGGUUAGAGUGUCCGCCCUGAGGUCGGUAGGUUGUGAGUUCAAACCCCGGCCGAGUCAUACCAAAGACUAUAAAAAUGGGACUCAUUACCUCCCUGCUUGGCACUCAGCAUUAAGGGUUGGAAUUGGGGGUUAAAUCAACCAAAAAAAUGAUUCCCGGGCGUGGCCACCGCUGCUGCUCACUGCUCCCCUCACCUCCCAGGGGGUGAACAAGGGGAUGAAUCAAAAGCAUAGGACACAUUUCACCACACCUAGUGUGUGUGUGACAAUCAUUGGUACUUUAACUUGAACAUAUUGGUAGUUUUCACCUUCAAAAUCAGUAAAAAGAACUAUAAAAUGCAAUAUUGGUAGAAAUGUAAUGUCAAUGAUGCAGAGCCAUAGAUGAACUAAAAUGCUAACAGUUAGCACCGUGGCCAGUUAGCGUCAAGUGACAAAAAUAUGAGCUAAAUAGACUAAAAAAUGAAAAAAAGUGUUGACACAUACAGAUAGAAAAUUUCCUUCAGGGGGAGAAGGGUGUUAAAAAAAAUUCCAUCCCCUUGGGGGGCGUGACAGACAACAUUGAGAUUCACUGCCC